AUCGCCGCAGCUGCGCUGUUCCCCUCAUUGCAGUAACCGAGGUAGCUGCUGUGUGGGCCGCAGGGUUGUCUGACAUAAAUCCGCAUAGAAACACAAAAAUACUGUUAAGAAGAGAAAAAACAAAACCGAUUCGGUGUUCUUCAAAAGCUGAGAGACUCUCUCUUCACCUAGGAGAUUAAAAUGAGCAGCUCGGAGGAAGUGUCGUGGAUCUCCUGGUUCUGUGGACUGCGAGGCAACGAGUUCUUCUGUGAAGUGGAUGAAGACUACAUUCAGGAUAAAUUCAAUCUGACCGGGCUGAAUGAACAGGUGCCACACUACCGGCAAGCACUGGACAUGAUUCUAGACCUGGAGCCAGAUGAGGAGCUGGAAGAUAACCCAAACCAGAGUGACCUGAUAGAGCAGGCUGCAGAGAUGCUGUACGGACUGAUUCACGCACGGUACAUCCUCACGAACCGCGGCAUCGCGCAGAUGCUGGAGAAGUACCAGCAGGGUGACUUUGGGUACUGUCCCCGAGUGUACUGUGAGAACCAGCCCAUGCUCCCAAUCGGCCUCUCUGAUAUCCCGGGUGAGGCCAUGGUCAAGUUGUACUGUCCCAAGUGCAUGGACGUGUACACCCCCAAAUCAUCGCGGCACCACCACACUGACGGAGCCUACUUUGGGACGGGGUUCCCCCACAUGCUGUUCAUGGUGCACCCCGAAUACCGCCCCAAGAGGCCCGCCAACCAGUUCGUACCCAGGCUUUACGGGUUCAAGAUCCACCCUAUGGCUUAUCAGCUCCAACUGCAGGCAGCCAGCAGCUUCAAGAGCCCCGUCAAAGCCAUUCGCUAGAGCUGCAGCGCCCCCUAGCAGUCUCCCGAGCACAGUGAACCAUCAGAGUGACGCACACAGAGACGCUGGCUCCUCAAACAAUUGACAGAGCAGUCUGACUUUUCCACUCAACGGGGGGUGGGGCACUGACACACUGGGGUCAUUUCAACCAGAUUCCUCUUUCCUUUUGUCAUUCAUAAAAAAAAAAAAAAAACAUUUAAACAAACUAUUGUUUAAAUGAAGUUUUGUCAUAUUGUGACACGUUCUACAAAUAUUCAUUAGAAUGUCUCCCCCCAAGUGAAGGGUAAUUCUAUCUAACUUGUAUCCUAGUCUUGUGUACGAGUGAAACCUGUAUUCACUGGGGGGUAGUUACACUUCAUUUGUACUGUAGUCGUCUCUCGCCCCUCCCUCUCACUUCUAUUGGAGAUAAUCUGUUCAGCUAGGGACAGGCAAUUAGUUGACUCGAGACAGGUUUUACUUUGUGAAGCCAUUUCUGUAGGUAUAACAAGUCUCAGAUUAGACUAUUAAUAAUAUUGCAGCAUUAUUAUUAUUAUUUAGUAAUUUAGCAGACGCUUUUAUCCAAAGAGACUUGGGGGUGAGCUAUGCUGCUGCUGAGUCACUUACAAUAGGACCUUGGUAUGUCUCAUCCGAAGGACGGUAUAGUGUGCACUACUAGAAUUAUUAUUAUAGAAAAACAAAUUGAGUGCCUAGUUGAAAAACUUAGGCAAAUUGUGAUGCACUGAUUCCCCCCCCCCCCCCCCCCCAAAUAGACAGAAAAACAGGCCACUGAAGGCAUUGUACCAAAAUGCAGUUAACACCCCAAGAAGCAAACCUCUCCCCCUUAAUUUAAGCACUCAUACGCUGUGUACCUGAACAAUUGGUUGAUACCAGUAACAUUAACAGGGUGCAUGCUACAUACAUCUUGAUCAGUCCUCGUUUUAAAUUUCAAACAAAUGUAAUCUGCAUCCAUCGCAACCUGCAUUCUUUUCAUGGUCCUGCUGCUGCAUGUUGACGGAAGAAACGGGAAGUGAUUUGUAUGUUUAUUUUUUGGGGGGGGGCAGGGGGAGUCUGUUUUAGUUUCUGCUUCUGCGUUACAUAAGUUAUCUUUUUUUUUUGUCCUGUUUUCCUGAAGUCAGCCUUCUUUGAAAAUAAAUGCUAAUAAUAAUAAUAGUCUGUGCCCCCACCCACAAAACAAAAACUUGGAUUGUUCAUUAUUUCUGUGUGAUUAUACUUUCAGUCCGUUAUAGUUUAAUAUUGUAUGUAUAAUUUUUCUUUUUUAAAUAAAGAAUGUGAAUUAUA
Molecule: messenger RNA, 2106 nt
Organism: Acipenser ruthenus (sterlet)
Lineage: Eukaryota; Metazoa; Chordata; Actinopteri; Acipenseriformes; Acipenseridae
Product: casein kinase II subunit beta
Exons: 7
Coding region: 181-828 (215 amino acids)
Cellular component (GO): protein kinase CK2 complex; cytoplasm
Molecular function (GO): protein kinase regulator activity
Source: RefSeq, a predicted model, not a curated record